AUGACGUCUUGUCCAGUGUCAAAGUCCCGACCUGUUCUUAGUACUACACGACGUAGUAAUCAAGGAGGUGUAGCCAUGUCAUUAGAACUACGUCCACCACGUGAAUUGCUGGCUAAAAUUGGUCUUAGUGGAAAAGAAGUGGUAAAAAUCAUUAAAGCUCGGGGGUGGGAGAUUGUUGAGCCCCAUGGAUUACAACAACAAAAUUUAUAUUACAUUCCAGGGGUAAAUGAUAAUAAGACAACUCAAAUGAAACAGAACGAAACAUUUUUUGUGGGAGAGGGUGAAUUGUAUGCAUUUAUUCUACAAAAGGGUGGAUUACGGUACUUGUUGCCCGAUGAAGAAUUGUCGGAUCUAGAACCAAGCAUACAGUCGGACGUGGAACCGACUCAGUCGGACGAACGUUAUGGAGAAACGAUACAGGAUGAUCAUGAAAGUGAUGACCAUGAAACAACCGACGACCAGCUACUGGGCAAUUCAUCAUCCGAUCGUCGGAAAUGGAAAAGACGGAAGAGAUUGUCGACGGCGAGAAAGAGAUCGACGGAAGUGGUUGAGACGACAAUAGUUGAUCGCCUGCCGUCGCCACCUUUGAAAAGACGACGACGAGGUUUUGCGAAACAGAGCGUAAAAAUGUCAGAAGAUAAAGAAAUGAAUCAAGAUUGGAAGGAGGUUCAAGUGCGUCCACGAGCCAAGUUUGAACACGUUUCGUAUACUGGAAUUGAACAAGAAAAGGAAUUUACAAUGUAUCAAAAGUCACUAAAAGCACGAGGAUGGAGAGCUCAAUUGUUGCAAGAUAUUGAUGUGCAUUUACUGCGAUCUACUGCCGAUGUGGAUCGUUUACAACGAGCACGAAAAAUGUUGACGGAUGGAAAGAGAAAAAGUACUCGACCAAGUGACGAGGAUGACAGUGGUCCGCAUGUUGUAGAUGCUGCCGAGAUUCGACAUGAAAUUGAGGCACUAAUGAACAGCAUACGCGUAUCGCAAGGCGAUCUGUCGUCGAUGAUUGAGAUGAUUAUUUCAAACGGAGAACAGCGAACACUUCCAGAUCGAAUUGACGUUGUCGGUCGGAUUGGAAUCUCACGAUUUGUGUCCACGGGUCAAGGCAGUCUAAUUCUGAUACGAGAUAUUGAGCGCUAUAUGCUUCUCUUUGUUGCAGCUGUGCGGCGAUACCAACGCUCGAGGGAAGCAGUUUGUGCGAGUGAGCGUGCAAGUGGGCCGUGUGUACGAUCCAUUCGAGCUGUGAAACGAGAAGAGUUGCGGGCGCUGCAAUUAGGCAUUGAAGACUCGAAAAAAGAGCUAUAUGAGUUAGCUGCCAUCGUUGCCGCAGACUUCACGAAGUUCGAGGACGCUCCAGAGGAUUCCAUACGGGAGGACACGGAUUUGAGUAUCUGUCAAAGGACUUAUCAGAUCUCUUCGCAGGGGUCGUCACCGAGUUCGUCGAAAAUUACGGACAGUGACGUAAAUGUAGACCCUGGCGAGGAUCGGUCUUCUAACCACCAAGGUUUGGUCUCUCCUCGGCUUGAGGGAGGUCAGUGGUUUGUAUAA
Peronospora belbahrii is the source of this 1542-nucleotide messenger RNA. The record is from the annotation of a GenBank genome assembly. NCBI's taxonomy places the organism in Eukaryota, Oomycota, Peronosporomycetes, Peronosporales, Peronosporaceae.